CCAUGACCUGUGCUCUUCACGCUUGGGCAUUCGACGACAUCAAGAUGCACCCUUGCAACUCGAACAUCACCAUUCGAAGGACCUGACCAUCGUCAUCAAACCAUCACCGCGCCCGACUCCACCGCCAGUAUGCCCUCCGCGUUAAAGAUGGCCUCCAAGACCUCCGCGACCACCACAACCACAUCAACCGGCCAACCCCUGAGCGAUAUACCCCUUUCCACGGGCCGAACCGAUGCCACUGCUCCCUCCGGGACUCCCUCCACGACAUCACCCUCCGAAGCUUCUACCAUUUCCUCGACCUCCUCUCCCUCCGGCGCCUCCAGCUCCCUCCCGACCCACAACUACCGCCCCCGCGUCGCAAUCCUCGGCGCCGGCAUCUCGGGCCUCUCCGCCUCUCUCUCCCUCCGCCGGGCCGGCUGGUCCGUGACCAUCUUCGAGCGCUCGCUCUUCGCCAACGAGACCGGCGCCGCCAUCACUUUGCCUCCCAAUGCCAGCUUGUGUCUCUCGCGAUGGGGGUUUGAUUUCGAGAAGGCGGAGCCGGUGCCGAAUUGGAGUAUUCGAUUCGCGAGGGCGGAUACGUUGGAGGUUGUGAAGACUGAGGAAUAUAAGGGGUUUGGGGAGGAUAUGGGAUGGCGGUCUUGGGGCGUUCAUAGGGCGGACUUGCAUAAAGGGUUGAGGGAGUUGGUGAUCAGGGACGGGGUAAAGGGGGCGAUAUCGAACGGAGAGAGGGAAACGGAGGGUGAAGUAGAUGGGGGGCACGGAACAAAGGGGAUGGUCGAUGGAGGGCCGGUGGAUAUACGGCUAGGAAGGGAAGUAGUUGGAGUGGAUUGUGAAGCGGGUGUGAUUGAGUUCAAGGAUGGGUCAAAGUCUGGUAGAUGGGAUCUGGUUGUUAUUGCCGAUGGCGCACACUCCAAACUCCUCCCCUACAUCCUUUCUCCCUCCAUGUCCCCGAAAGACGCCAAACCGCAAGACCUCAGCCCACAAGAAAAAGAACCACAAGUGCAACCCAACCCCCAAACACUCGCCCGCCCAACCGGCCGCUCAAUCUACCGCUUCCUCCUCCCCCUCCUCCCCCCCUCCCCGCUCCUCGCCAACCCUCACCUCCGGCCACACUUCCUCCCUUACAGUCAAGGCGGCCCCUUACCGGGCUUCCUCUCCUGGCACGACCCUAUUCGGGAUGUGCUCUGGGUGUCUUACCCCUGCCGCGGCGGGCGCGUGCUCAACAACGCCAUUGUGCAUGACACGCAGCCUGGGGAGGCGGGGGAGUCGCCGGGUUGGUCGACGGCGGUGGGGAGGGAGCAAGUUUUGAGGGUGGUGGAGGGUUUCCAUGAGGGGGUGAAGGGGUUGGUUGAGAUGGCUUAUGCUGGUGGUGCCGGGGAUGGUGAUGGUGAUGAUGAGGAGGAGGGGGAUGGAGUGGAGAAGGCGGUGGUGGUGGAUGAGGGUUGUAGAGGUGAAGAAAGGGGGACCCUGACAGGAGAGAAAGGGAUCAAGGUCCAUCACUUGUUCAAAAGGCCAGCUUUGAACUCGUUCGUGCGUGGCAGAGCAGUGGUUAUAGGCGACGCGGCGCAUGUCAUGAUGCCUACGCACGCAGCGGGGGGCGCCAUCGCUAUUGAGUCUGCUGCCACGAUGGAGGUCCUCUUUCGCGGGUUUCCUCCCUCUGAGACUUCUUCGCAGCUUGAAGAGUUCGUCAAGGGCAGGCUGAAGCUAUUCGAUCAGCUUCGGAUCCCGAGGUGUAACUUGACCAUGUUGGCGUCGAAUGCAGGGCCCAAGUGGUUGAACGUCGAAGGCGUGGAGGAGGAGGUCAGGAGGUAUUACAAGGGACCGUUGCCGCAUAAGGAUGCGUUGCCGUGGACAAGGGAGUUUAGGGAAGUCUUGUUUUGUUAUGAUGCGUUCGAGGCGGCGAAGGAGGCGGUAAGGAAGGAGGAGGCAGCUGCUGCGGGUUUCAGUUCCGAGUCAAAGGGCUCGGAAGUGAAGGUCUCGGAGGUGGAGGCUGAGAACAUGUGACUGGAGACUGUAGAUGUGACCGGCUAAGUUGGGCAUGAUGACAUCUAUUGAGCCUCUUUUGUCCGAGGAUUCAUCCGUGUGGUUUGUGGUGUGGCAUGUGCUUGUGAA
Messenger RNA from Neurospora tetraspora, 2112 nucleotides. RefSeq lists its product as uncharacterized. Bases 130 to 2004 code for a protein of 624 amino acids. The transcript is spliced from 2 exons. NCBI's taxonomy places the organism in Eukaryota, Fungi, Ascomycota, Sordariomycetes, Sordariales, Sordariaceae. Gene Ontology annotation, molecular function: monooxygenase activity. The record is from RefSeq and is a predicted model, not a curated record.